UACUGUGCCAUAAUUGGAGAACACUACCUAGCAAUGUUCAAAGGUUCACAGCCUCGACAAUAAUUGAAUUGCGAUUUGUCCAAAAGAGAAAGAUUUCUUGUUUAUUAUCAAAUCUGUUCCUAUUAUCAGAUCAUGUCAGCCACAGCCCCUACGGAUUCUUCUAAUAUUACUUCUCCAGCGAAGAAGAAGAGCAAUAAGAAGAAGAAGAAUGCCAAAUCGAAAUCAAACGGAGAAGUACCUCAAAUUCAAGAUCAAGUGGACGAUCUCGCAGUAAAUGGAGCAGAAGAAGAAGAUGGGAAUCCAGAGGAAUCCGGGCAGUCAACUGUGAAUACUCCAAAGGAUGCCCAAUUUCCAUCAAGCAUAGAUUCGCAAACGAACGGGCGCAAAAUUGACUCCGAGGGUAAUGGCCAUACCAUUGCGCCAACACAAUCUAGCGCCGGGAAAGAAGAAGGGACCUCGGAAAGUAAUGGGUCAGAUGAAUUGGACUCGAGUGCUCGACUGGAAGCAAUGACGGCGGAACGUCAGGCAUUGCGCGCUGAAGUUGAACAACUAAGAAAAUCCCUCGAGGAUAUACAGGGCAAGCACACGGAAGAAGAUUCAACAGCCAAAGGCCAAUACUCCGAGAAUCUAUCAUCUGUCGAGGAAAAAUACAAAAAUGAGAUCACCGCACUCAAGAGCCAACAUGAGGAGGAAAUUUCUACAGUCCGAGCAGAAUUGGAGGAGACUGAAUCUUCAAGAGAGAAUUGGGAAUCUCAAUAUCAUACUUUACUCACACGCGUUAAUACGAUCAAAACUACCUUGGGCGAACGAUUAAAGGCAGAUAAAGAGGAAUUGGCGGAGGCCAAUGAGAAAAUCGAAGACUUGGAAUCACAAGUGGAAUCAUUUCAAAGUACUAUCCAAGGAUUGGAAGAUGAGGUAUCCAAAUUACGGAAUGAACUGAACGAAUCUUCCAAAGAACUUUCGACCAUGCGGAAUCGUAAUAAUUUAUCACAACAGAAUUGGGUCCACGAAAGGGAAGAUCUGCUUCAACAAGCUAAACAUCUCAAAGAGGAAGCCGAUGCUGCAAAAGAAGCCAUGGGAGAUUGGGAAGUUUUGGCUAUGGAAGAGAGAUCUAUACGAGAGAACCUGGAGAGUAGAGUUUCUGAUAUGGAGGAACAAUUUUCUGCUCAGAAAGAAGCAUACGAAACCACGGUCGCCGAACGCGAUAGCCAUUCUCAAGCGGUCGAUGGAUUACAACGAGCUUUACAGGAAAUUCAAGAGACUCGAAGACGAGAACUCCGGGAGAUGGUCGAAAGUUAUGAUGAGCAACUUCAAUCCUUGAAAAAGGUCGUUCAGGAGUCGGAUUCUAGAUGCGUGGAGGCUGAAACUUCGAAAGAGGCUCUACAAACAGAAUUGAAUCGACUUCUACCAUUCGAAAAGGAAGUCAAGGAAAAGAACUUGUUGAUUGGCAAACUUCGUCAUGAAGCCAUUGUGAUUAAUGAUCACCUCACGAAAGCAUUGAGAUUUAUCAAAAAGUCGAAAGUAGAGGACAAUGUUGAUAGACAAGUUGUCACAAACCACUUUUUACAUUUCCUCUCAUUGGAUCGUUCGGAUCCGAAGAAAUUUCAAGUACUACAAGUCAUUGCUUCAUUGUUGAACUGGACAGAUGAACAAAAAGAGCAAGCCGGUUUAGCAAGGCCAGGUGCUUCGAGUAAUAGUUUACGUUUACCAAUGUCACCAUUCCACCGAACACCAAGCACACCAUCCUUAUCCACGGAAUUCUUUACCGAGCCCUCAAAUUCUCAAAAGGAAUCUCUAUCAGAACUAUGGACAGGAUUUCUAGAAAAGAGCGCCGAGGAAGGAAGUGUCAAAGAUGGUAGAAGUGAAAGCGUCAGUAGCUCAGCUACUCUCGCCACAAAAUAGGAUAUUGGAAAGGAAGGGGCUUUGUCAUUUGUGAAAUAGAUUGAGGUGUAUAUUAGCUACAUUGCGAGGGCGUUUCACUGGGUGUGAGACUGGGUGUUGUUAUGGUUUUCACGCCGUCUGUUUAUUGUGCUACGAGGAUCUUUUUUCAUGGCGUUGCUCGUGGAAUCUUUAUCCCAUUUCGUUUUGGCAAGUGGCAUAUCAUAUAGGGUCUUGGUGGGCUUGUUAGCACCAAAAUAUCUUGUGUUCAGGAGAAAUUUUAAUAUUGGGUUUCUUGAUUAUGUCGCUCGUUUCUGAGGUUUAUGUCUUGUUUUAGUGAUGUGUACUUUGUAGUGCGAUGAUAAUUCCUUUCAUCAAGGGGUUGGGAUUACAAAAAGGGGACAGUUGGUGGAGUCUGAAAAUAGACGAGCUUUUGUAGGCUUGUCAUAACGUCCGCUCAUUUCAUCUAUGUUAGCUUCCCUGCACUGAAUAGAUCUUCUACGAAAACGACAAGUAAUGAUAA
This is a messenger RNA of Botrytis deweyae, 2401 nucleotides long. RefSeq lists its product as uncharacterized. The record is from RefSeq and is a predicted model, not a curated record. The transcript has 4 exons. Gene Ontology annotation, biological process: Golgi organization; endoplasmic reticulum to Golgi vesicle-mediated transport. Gene Ontology annotation, molecular function: small GTPase binding. Gene Ontology annotation, cellular component: Golgi apparatus. Lineage: Eukaryota; Fungi; Ascomycota; Leotiomycetes; Helotiales; Sclerotiniaceae. Bases 133 to 1902 code for a protein of 589 amino acids.